Molecule: messenger RNA, 1554 nt
Organism: Quercus lobata
Lineage: Eukaryota; Viridiplantae; Streptophyta; Magnoliopsida; Fagales; Fagaceae
Product: mediator of RNA polymerase II transcription subunit 15a-like
Exons: 9
Coding region: 84-1373 (429 amino acids)
Molecular function (GO): transcription coactivator activity; chromatin DNA binding
Source: RefSeq, a predicted model, not a curated record
GGGAAAUACAAACCAAACACCCCCAAGCGGUCGAAAGGAACAGAGUUAUUUCUCACUCAGCUAAAAAAAGGAUCAAGAAUUAGAUGGAGCCCAAUUACACCACAGAGUCGCCAAUAAGAUCAUCUCUAGAUUCCACAGCUCGGACAGGACAUGCAAAUGGGGCUGAUUGGCAAGAAGAGACCUAUCAAAAGAUCAAAUCCAUGAAGGACUUGUACUUGCCUAAAAUAAAUGAAAUGCACCAGAAAAUUGUUGCUAAAUUGCAGCAGCAUGAUUCUCUUCCACAACAAUCAAAGUCAGAUCAGCUUGAGAAGUUGAAAGUAUUUAAGACUAUGUUGGAGCGUAUUAUAACAUUCUUACAGGUUUCCAAAAGUAAUAUACCACCUGGUUUCAAGGACAAGUUGGGGUCAUAUGAGGUGCAGAUAGUAAAUUUUAUAAACACAAAUUGGCCUAAGAAGCCUGCACUGCAGCAAGGACAAUUUCCUGCGCCUCAUAUGCAACCCAUGCAACUGUCACAAUCUCAACUUGCUCAAAUGCAGUCUCAGACAGGACAUGCAAAUGGGGCUGAUUGGCAAGAGGAGAUCUAUCAAAGGAUCAAAUCCAUGAAGGACUUUUACUUUCCUGAAAUAAAUGAAAUGCACCAGAAAAUUGUUGCUAAAUUGCAGCAGCAUGAUUCUCUUCCACAACAAUCAAAGUCAGAUCAGCUUGAGAAGUUGAAAGUAUUUAAGACUAUGUUGGAGCGUAUUAUAACAUUCUUACAGGUUUCCAAAAGUAAUAUACCACCUGGUUACAAGGACAAUUUGGGGUCAUAUGAGGAGCAGAUUGCAAAUUUUAUAAACACAAAUCGGCCUAAGAAGCCUGCACUGCAGCAAGGACAGUUUCCUGCGCCUCAUAUGCAAUCCAUGCAACAGCCACAAUCUCAACUUGCUCAAAUGCAGUCUCAGACAGGACAUGCAAAUGGGGCUGAUUGGCAAGAGGAGAUCUAUCAAAGGAUCAAAUCCAUGAAGGACUUGUACUUUCCUGAAAUAAAUGAAAUGCACCAGAAAAUUGAUGCUAAAUUGCAGCAGCAUGAUUCUCUUCCACAACAAUCAAAGUCAGAUCAGCUUGAGAAGAUGAAAGUAUUUAAGACUAUGUUGGAGCGUAUUAUAACAUUCUUACAGGUUUCCAAAAGUAAUAUACCACCUGGUUUCAAGGACAAGUUGGGGUCAUAUGAGGUGCAGAUAGUAAAUUUUAUAAACACAAAUCGGCCUAAGAAGCCUGCACUGCAGCAAGGACAGUUUCCUGCGCCUCAUAUGCAAUCCGUGCUGUCUCAUGAAAAUCAAAUCAACCUUCAGUUUCAAUCAAUGAACUUACAGGAUAAUUCAAUGUCAGAUUGAAUUUGUCUCAAUGCUCAUAAACUGGCAGGGUAAUAGGAUACUUAUAUACUCAUGUCUAGUCUCACUCUAUGUAAAUGUCUAUUGCUAGUCUGACAAUCAUAGUCUUCUUAUUUUAGUUAUUAUGUACAAUUUUUGUAAGCAUCGUUUUUUAUUAAGGAACAGUUAUUUGAACUUCUCUGGA